Molecule: messenger RNA, 7464 nt
Organism: Leptinotarsa decemlineata (Colorado potato beetle)
Lineage: Eukaryota; Metazoa; Arthropoda; Insecta; Coleoptera; Chrysomelidae
Product: fatty acid synthase
Biological process (GO): fatty acid biosynthetic process
Molecular function (GO): oxidoreductase activity; 3-oxoacyl-[acyl-carrier-protein] synthase activity; fatty acid synthase activity
Source: RefSeq, a predicted model, not a curated record
CAAUCAGAAUUAUGUAACUGUUACUUCCUAUUGUAUGAAACCGUUAAACAUUUGUCGUUUGUCGGUCUUCUUCCACGCUUUCAAUAAGUUUUUAUCUGACAAAGUAAAAUAAUCAUCUUUAAGUGAUAAUGGAAACUUUUGACAAAAUAGUAAUAUCUGGGAUUGCCGGCAGAUUUCCAGAGUGUGAAAAUGUGGAUCAGUUCAAAGAGGCCCUCUUGAAUGGGGUUGAUUUGGUUACAGACAACGAUAAAAGAUAUCCCGCAGGAAUGUAUGGAACACCUCGUAGGAGUGGUGUUAUACCGCAAAUAGAUAAAUUGGAUAAUGCUUAUUUCGGAAUCCACGCCACCCAAGCCAACUAUACGGAUCCCCGCCAUAGAAUUUUGCUCGAGACAACUUACGAAUGCAUUGUGGAUGCGGGCUAUAACCCAGAAGAGCUAAGGGGAACUAAAACUGGUGUGUACGUUGGAAUAACUUCAGUCACGAGCUUGGACGAGGUCUGGAAGCAAAACCCCAGAGGGUAUGCUAUUACAGGCUUUUAUUCGAGCAUUGCGGCAAAUAGAAUCUCGUACUGUUUCGAUUUCCGGGGUCCCAGUUUUUCCUUGGAUACGGGAUGUUCGAGCGGAAUGUACGCCUUAGCAAAUGCCGUAAGAGACUUGAAAAUGGGAAUGAUAGAGAACGCAAUAGUGGGUGUGGGUCAAAUCCUUUAUGACCCGAACGACACCAAAGGGUUCACAGACCUAAAUGUUCUCUCUCCGGAUGGAAAAUGCAAAGUUUUCCAAAGCGACAGGAAUGGUUUUACUCGCUCUGAAACUGUAGCCAGUUUCCUGAUACAGCGAGAGAGUACCAGCAGGAGAAUUUAUGCUACGGUUCUCGGGGCGAAGACGAAUGCGGAUGGUUACAAGAAAGAAGGGAUGACUUUUCCCAGCACCGAAGCACAAGUUAUACUGCUCAAGGAAAUGUACCAGGAGCUCAGUUUGGAUCCCAGGAAAGUCAGUUACGUCGAAGCACACGGAACAGGAACCUCCGUUGGAGAUUUGCAAGAAUGUAGAGCCUUAUCGCAAAUAUUCUGUCAAGGACGAGAGAAACCUCUACCUAUCGGUUCCAUCAAAUCCAAUAUGGGACAUUCAGAAUACUCGGCUGCCCUUUCCUCUCUUACGAAGGUCAUCAUAGCGAUGGAAUCAGGAGUUAUACCAGCAAAUCUACAUGUGAAUAGUUUGGACACAACUUUACCAGGAAUAUCGGAUAACAAACUGAAGGUUGUGACAGAAAACUUACACUGGGAAGGUGGAAUAGUGGGGGUGAAUUCUUUUGGACUUGGAGGCGCAAACGCCCACGCUGUGUUGAAGUCACAUGAAAAACAGAAUUUGAGGAAUGCAAUUCUCCCAAAAAAUCGAUUAGUUCUAGUAUCCGGCAGAACCGAAGAAGCUGUGGCUCACUUUUUGAAAGGGGUUGAAGAAGGCCAAAACGACGAAGAGUUCUUGGCACUCGUCGACGAAAUUCACAAGAAUAACAUUGAACGUCACCCUUUCAGAGGGUUUUUAGUUCUGGGAGAUCACCCUGUUAGGGAAAUCAAAAAAUAUACUCCCGAAACGCGACCGGUAUGGUUCAUUUACCCAGGUAUGGGAUCGCAAUGGAUCGGAAUGGGUAAAGAUUUAAUGCAUAUCAAAGUGUUCAGAGAGACUUUAUUGAAAUGUGCCGAAGCUCUCAAACCUUUUGACAUUGACUUAGAGGAUGUAAUAAUGAACGGAUCGCCGAAACUAUUUGAAAAUUACGUAAACGUUUUCGUUUCAAUAACGGCCAUUCAAGUUGCAAUGACGAGUGUUUUGUUUUCAUUGGGGAUUUUUCCAGAUGGAAUCGCUGGCCAUUCCUUGGGGGAAACUGCUUGCGGUUACGCUGAUGGAACCUUGACCCCUGAAGAAACUGUCCUGCUGUCCUACGCUAGGGGGAAAGCGAGCACUUCGGUGCCGCUUCCCAAGGGAUUGAUGGCAGCUGUCGGUCUCACGAAACAACAGGCCGAAGAGAUACUUCCGGAAGACACAUUCAUAGCAUGCCACAAUGGAAGGUCGAAUCUAACCAUAUCUGGAUUGCAAGCUCCGAUGACAACCAUGCUUGAUAAACUGAGAUCUCAAGGAAUUUUUGCGAAGAGGCUCGACACACGCGAAAUUGCUUUUCAUUCGAAAUAUAUUGCCGACACUGGACCACUGAUGCUAGAGUAUUGCAAAAAAGCGAUUAAAACGGUAAAGCCAAGAUCUGCAAGAUGGAUAACGACUUCUGUGCCUGACGAUGAGAUGGACGAACCUUGGACAAAGUGGAAUAGUCCCGAGUAUCACUAUAGGAAUUACCUGAAUCCCGUAUUGUUCGCACGGGUAUACGACCAUAUACCGGAAAACGCGUUAGUUGUAGAAAUCGCACCCCACGGAUUGUUUCAGUCAAUGUUGAAGACAGAAUUCGGUCCCGAUGUGGUGAAUGUCAGCUUGGCUAGCAAAUGGGUCGACGAGAAUGAGCAAUUUCUUCUUUCUGCUAUUGGCAGAAUGUAUCUGGAGGGGGCGCAACCGAACCUCAGAAAUUUUUAUCCAGACGUUUCCUUUCCUGUUGGUCGCGGAACCAAAAUGCUGUCUCCACUAGUCAAAUGGGACCACAGCAGCUCGUGGUUCAGUGAGCUCUGGAAGCACGCAGACCACUUUGGCCAUGCUAUUUCGGUUGACGUAUCUGACGAGAAAUACUCCUACCUCAAGGGGCAUUUCAUCGACGGCAGAAUCAUGAUGCCUGCCACUGGAUAUUUGGAACUGAUAUGGAAGGUGAUGGCCAAAUUAUAUAUGAAAGAAACAGAAGAACUUCCUGUAGUGAUAGAGGACAUAAAAUUCAAUCGAGCAACAGUACUAUCGGACAAAGAAAACAUCCAAUUCAUCAUAAAUAUUUUCAAACAAUCUGGGAACUUUGAAAUAUUCGAGGGUGGAUCUGUAGUGGUAUCAGGAAAAAUAAGAGUACCUCAAGAUGUUUCCAAAGAAUUCCUUGAGAUGCCACCCGAAGUUGAUUCAAGAUUCAACGGGCUGUAUCCCAAACUAUCUCGCGAAGAUCUGUAUAAGGAAUGCCAUUUGAGGCGUUACAUGUACAGAGACUCGUUUAAGGCGAUCACUGAAUGCGACGUUGACGGACUCGCAGCGAAAAUAGAAUGGACCGGAACUUUCACUAGCUUCAUGGAUGGGAUGCUGCAUCCGAUGAUCUUGACAGAUCAUCGCAGAGGACUGAAUUUUCCGAUAAGUAUCGAACAAGUGGUUAUAGAUCCAGUGGGUCAUUUGAAAGUCGUGAAUGCUCAUAGAGUAAUUCCUUUAGAACAGAACCGUUCCUGUGGAGUACUCAGAGCGGGAGGAAUAGAAAUAACCGGAACCCGCAUGUCCAGAGCGCCUCGUCGUCGAAGAACCCAGCCGGACCCGUAUUUAGAGACUUUUCACUUCGUCAGCUAUGAAUCCCCUUCGAAUAGCCGGUACGAUGUUGAAACUUCGAUGAGAAUUACUUUUCAGAUAAUCGCAGAGAACUCCAUCGGCCUCAACAAAAAAUUGAAAAUUUUGCAAGUGAAAGGCACCCGUCCCGAACUCGAGUUUGGGGUCAGGAUGAAAUCGAUUCUCGACAAGCAGAUGUUGGUAAGGUACGAGUAUUUCGAGAAAGAAUUUUCUCAAGUUGAUGAUGACGUUAAAUUUGACGUGAUCAUUGUGGAUGAAGAAGUUGCUACCGACAUGCAGAUGGACUCGAUGGUUCAAAGUUUGACACCGAAUGGAUUUGUUCUACACUUCGGAAGUGUUUCUAAAACGGUUGAUGAAUUUUUUCUACCCGUUUUCCGAGCUGGUUCUAACCGAAAUAAUAUCAACCUUCUAAAGCCCAGAACAGAACUCCCCAAGGAAUAUGAAAUAAUCCGCAUCAGCAACAACGACUUCAGAUGGUUAGAGGACCUGAAAGAAGUGAGUCGACGCAGCUGGCAUGGCACUGUGUACCUACUAAGCCAAGAAGAACCUUCCAGCGGAAUCGUAGGCCUAACGAAGUGCUUGCUGGCUGAAAGCGAUGUAUCUUAUAAAUGUUUAUUCAUCGACAUGAAUACCAAGAAAUUUUCUAUGGAUGUCGACUUGUUUCGGACACAGCUGAAGAAAAAUCUUACUAUCAACGUAUUGAGGGACUUCGAGUGGGGAACUUUCUCUUAUUUGCCAGUCUUGGAGAGCAAAACGACAAAUGCUGAGAACGCUUCUUUGUCAAUCGAAACUCUCGGAGAUUUAUCUACGUUCAAGUGGAUUCAGAGACCCGUGCCGUUGUCAUUGCCGCAAUUUCCUAAUCAAGAAUUGGUUCACGUUUACUAUUCGUCGUUGAACUUUCGAGAUGUAUUGGUUGCGACAGCAUCGUUGGGUAUAGAUCUAGAUCAGAAUGCGACGGCAGUCGAAACCAAUCUGGGUUUUGAAUACUCCGGAAUAACUUCGACCGGACGAAGGAUUAUGGGAAUAUCGGUCGAAUGUUUGGCUUUGCAAGUGAGAGCUCAUCCGAUCCUGACGUGGGAAGUGCCCGAAACGUGGAAUCUGCGAGAAGCUGCAACGGUGCCGGUCGUAUACUCGACGUGUUUUUAUGCAAUGAUAAUGAAGGGGCAGAUGAAAAGAGGAGAAUCAAUACUGAUUCAAGCUGGAACAGGAGGAAUCGGUCUAGCUGCUAUUUCCAUAGCUCUCGGCAUGGAAGCCACAGUAUUCACGACUGUCAGUACGUUAGAAAAAAGGGAAUUCCUGAAAAAUAUGUUUCCAGAAUUGCUGGACAAAUAUAUCGGUAAUUCCAGAGAUAAGUCCUUUCGCAAAUUGAUUAUGUGCGAAACGAAUGGCAGAGGCGUCGACUUGGUAUUGAACUCGCUGGCUGGAGAUUUGUUCCAAGCAUCCUUAAAAUGUAUAGCGAAGAGGGGGCGAUUUCUGGAAAUCGGAAAAAUGGACUUCACACGGGGGACUCCUAUAGAUUCGAGUAUGUUUUUGAAAGACUGCAGCUUUCACGGAAUCCAAUUAGAGGAUCAUUUCGGCUUGAAGGACGAAGUUACUAGAAAAAUUCACGAGUUACUCGAAGAAGGUAUCAAGAACGGUGUGGUGAAACCUCUACCGUCGACCGUUUUCAACGAGAAUGAGAUAGAAAGCGCGUUCAGGUUUUUAUCAACGGGAACCCACAAAGGAAAAGUCCUUAUAAAUAUCCGGAAUGAAAAUGCGUCUUCUCCUUCGCCCGCGAGAACCGUUGCCGCCACCCCGAAAAUCUACUUUGACCCGUCGAAAACGUACAUCAUAGUAGGCGGCCUGGGAGGCAUCGGGCUCGAACUGGCCAACUGGUUGAUUGAAAGAGGAGCCACCAAAAUCGUUUUAAACUCUAGAAGGAAGACGUUGAACGGCUACCAAGGGCUCUGUUUAAAAAAAUGGUCGUCUUUCAAAAACGUUACCGUGAAAGUUUCCGAUGCAGACACUGGUUGUUUAAAAGGAGCCAGCCAGUUGGUGCUUGAGGCGCAGAAAUUAGGGUCUGUCGGAGGUGUGUUCAACACCGCACUGGUGCUUAGAGACGGAAUAUUGAGCAACCAAACAAAAGCGAAAUUUGAAGAUGUAUUCAAGUGCAAAAUCGUGUCCGGUCAAAAUAUGGACGCAGCCACUCGCAAACACUGCCCGGAUCUCGAAUACUUUGUGAUGUUUUCUUCGAUUUCGGCCAGAGGAAUUGCCGGACAAACGAAUUACGGGAUGGCGAACUCUGCCUUAGAGAGGUUGUGCGAGCAACGAAAAACUGAUAAACUGCCAGGGUUAGCAAUUCAAUGGGGACCCAUCAGAGACGUGGGUAUUUUAGCUGGAAAGGAGGACCAGGAAUCAUUGGGUUUGGUAUUCCAAGACAUAAUCUCCGUUUUAAAGGCGCUGGAGACAUUAUUGUUGGGAGAUCACGUUGUAGGUUGUAGUGUCGUUUUUCCGGAUUGUACAACCGCAUCUACUACUUCAGCGACAAGACGAACACCAGCUGAAGCUACAGCUCAUAUAUUAGGAAUCACAAAAUUAGAUUCUAUCGAUAAAUCUUCCACGCUCAUCCAACUAGGGAUGGAUUCUCUGAUGAUGGCAGAAAUUAAACAGACGCUAUACCGCAACUUUCAUAUCGAGUUGAGCGUCAACGAAAUCAGACAACUCACUUUCGAUUCUUUGACGUCGAUGGAAGAGAAUGACAAGAAGAUCGUCGCAGUGAAAAAAUUUGACGUGACAACUCUGAAGGGACAAUCGUAUAUUCUAUCUACAGAACCGUUGACGACGUUGAAAAGAGUGCCAAACGACGAUAAAAUCGUCUUUUUCGUCCACCCGAUAAUAGGCCGGGUGGAUUCAAUGAAGGCCUUGGCAGAGGCUAUCGAAGCGACUGUCUACGGAUUGCAGUGUACAAAGAAUACUAAUUUCGACACCGUUCCCGCCUUUGCCAGUUAUUUCAUCGGAAUUAUGAGAGAAAAGCAACAGAAAGGACCGUACCACCUCUGCGGGUACUCUUAUGGGGCCGUUCUGUCGCAGGAGAUCGCAUUACAAAUGGAAGAAGCGGGGGAAAAAGUAACAAUAGUCGCUGUGGACGGAUCGUCCGAAUUCAUGAAGGGUGCCGCGAAGAUUCUGUUUGAAUCACCAGUGGAAUAUCUGAAAAAAACUUGGGCGGCGAUCCUCGAUAUUCCCCAAAGCGAAUUCGAUAACAUUGAUGCGCACACUUGGGAGGAAGCCUUACCAGAUAUAAGUACAAUUGUCGCCCGCAAAAUAGGUGCUGAUUUGGACCUAGUCAAUGCGUCUCUCCUUCAGUAUUACAACAGGAUACGUGCUGGGUACUCUUACAGACCGAGAAGAAAAAUCCAAGGGAAAGUGACCUUGAUCAGGGUGCAAUGCAAAAACCAAUAUACGGCAGCUAAUGAUUACGGUUUGCAGGAGUUUUGCCAACAGGAAGUGGACGUCAUGAAAGUGAAUGGAAAUCACUUUACGAUUUUAACAGGAGACAAUGUCAUGGCCAUUUCCAGAGUCAUCAACGAAUCCUUGUGAAAGUUGAUUCUAAAACGAAAUUCUCACUUUUGUUGUACAAUAAUAAAACGUUUUUAAAUAAGUUGAUGAAAUGAUAUAAAUUCAUCCUUUCGUAUAGAGAUUUUCUGGGACACAGUCACCUCCUCCUCCUUUUAAUAUAUGAAUAAAACCUUCAAUCAUAUGAUAACAGUGGAAAUUUAUUGAUAUUUUUUGCAUCCUGCAAUAUUGCAUACACUUCAGCCUAGAAGCCGCAUGUUAAAUAACUAACUAUAAUGACAUUUUCUACCAGUACUAUAUCACAGCACUGAUCUCAACUGUUGAAAACACCAAAACAAGUUAGCAUCAUUGGAGGUGAUUAAAACCAAUCUUGCAGCUACGUUGGACUUUUAUAUACAUCUGGACGAACCAUCAUCUUACACGAUUAGAGUAAUUAAACUAAUUCCUAGUA